AUGUCUAUCCAACACACACCACAAUCACCUCGACAACAAGACGACCGUAUUUGCGACCAAUACCUUAAAUUAUGCGAAAAGUCGUCACUUUUGUUUUCACAACUGUACGAGACAUCAUUUUUGGGUGAAGGGUGGAGACCACUAUACCAACGCACGUUCACAACCUUCGCGAAAUUGUGGAAACUCCAACAAACGUACAGAAGCGCCCUUGAGAACGGGAAGGCGAAAUUCAAAAGAUAUGAUGUGGGGGAGAUAGCGGCAAAAAUAGCGCAAUUAUAUUACCACUACUAUCUCAGGACAUCAGAAACGCAAUUUUUGAUUGAAUCGUCGACUUACUAUCAGGAGAUCAAAAAGCACAAUUAUUACAAAGAGGACUCUCUUAUUCAAAGGUCUUUUGUUUUACAGAGGACUUUGAGGUUCCACGCACGUUUCUUGCUUGUCUGUCUGUUAACUGACAAAUUGAAACAAGGUGAGAACGUGUUGAGCGAUUUUGCACUGACUUCGGCGCAGCUUGCAACAGAAAAGUUGGUGCAACCGAAUUUCCAGUGCCACCAACUGCUUGCAGAGGAAAUGAAGUACAUAGUGUUGAAUAUUGUAAAUUUCAUUGUGACAAACAGAGAAGGGAGAAUGUCGUAUUCUGCGCUCUCUCGAAUCAACCCACAAAUUGUCUUCAGCACAAAACCAAAAACAACACAACCACAUGGAUUAACAAUGUAUUCCGCGGUGCUUCUCGACAACAAACCAAAUAGUUUCUCGUUCAGCGAACUGUCCAUUUCGCUUUUGAGAAUGAUGCAUACCCUCGAGUUCAAUUACCAGUUGACACCAAGAGAACAAAUGAACGAAUGGAAAAACCCAAGAAAGCAUUUGCUGAGGAAUGUGAGUAUCCCUAAAAUAUUGAACUACAUUGCUUCAACGAUAUGUGAUAUGCCAAACAACACGUUCAUGUUGUUGUACUUGUCAUCGACGGUACAAGAAGAUGUUGUCCAAGGAUAUUCAAGUCAAAACGGACUCUUCAUGGCAUCGUAUGGUAAUCAACAACACGUCUUACACCCGGAGGACUUAAUGCCGUUUUUGAGAAAACCAAUUUUGUUGAUCAUCGAUUCGGAUGUUCAGAACUCUUUCAUUCAACUGACUCAAAAAAGCUUCGAUGUGCCUUAUUUGAGUUUAUUUGCACCAAUAGGAUCAUGGCAAUUACAUACAUGCCCGUUGCCAAGUGAUUCUGUCUUCACAAAGACACAAAGCAAAUACGUCCAGGUGUUUGCGAAUAAGAAGGACUCAAUUUUCAACAUGUUCUUGAAUGAUUCAUUGGGUGCGUUGUGUAGAAUGACUGGUGUUGAUCAAAUGACAAGUGACACACGAGAUGAGUGUAACAACAAACUUAAGAUGUUCUUUGAGAAAUUGGCAGAAGAGUUCUUCAGCUGCCAGAAAAUGCCACAAACGAUUUUGAUGUUUAUGAACGACCCCUUUGCACGCGUCAUUUUGUUCAGGUUUGUCUUCUGCAGACUUGUCUUGUUCAGCCUGAAGUUGCCAGCUGACGCGGGCAGCACUAAUGCUUUGUUGCCGUCGAGCAACCCACAAAUACCUGCGGAGUUUUAUGAGUGCGAAGCGUGUAAAAGUAUUGUCAAAGAGAUGUCCAACGUUCUCUCCAUUUCGCAAUGGUUCGACUUUGACGAUGCAUGA
Molecule: messenger RNA, 1680 nt
Organism: Entamoeba invadens IP1
Lineage: Eukaryota; Evosea; Mastigamoebida; Endamoebidae
Exons: 3
Coding region: 1-1680 (559 amino acids)
Biological process (GO): DNA-templated transcription
Cellular component (GO): nucleus
Molecular function (GO): transcription corepressor activity
Source: RefSeq, a predicted model, not a curated record